This is a messenger RNA of Coccinella septempunctata (seven-spotted ladybird), 1089 nucleotides long. RefSeq names its product serine/threonine-protein phosphatase 6 regulatory ankyrin repeat subunit B-like. Gene Ontology annotation, molecular function: protein binding. The transcript has 3 exons. The record is from RefSeq and is a predicted model, not a curated record. Lineage: Eukaryota; Metazoa; Arthropoda; Insecta; Coleoptera; Coccinellidae. The coding region runs from base 1 to 1089 and encodes 362 amino acids.
AUGUUGUUCCUAAGUGUCGAACUCUUCUUUAUUCUGUUUUUGAUCGUUAUACUAUGUGUCAAUAAGAAGGUGUUACUCUUAUAUGCGAGGAAGAAACUGAAGCAGAACCAGGAUAGGAUUAACUCCGCUUUCAGAGCUUCAAUUUUUGCUGGAGAAGAACAUACAAUGUUGAAGUUAUUGGAAGAGGGGGCGGAUGUGAAAUGCACCGAUGUUAUUGGCUAUGCUUGUCUUCACCACGCAGUGCUAUGCGGACAUUACAAAUUAAUUAAACACCUAGUAAUGUAUGGCGCUGAUAUAGAGCAAGAAGGCAAUUUUUACGGUUACAAACCAAUUCAUUUGUGUGUUUAUGCGGCCAACAAAGACAAAUGCUUGGAAGAGUUACUGAAAUAUGGUGCUCAACUAGAUGCCGUUGACUGUUUGCAAAAUACCUUACUACAUUUAGUGGUGAAGUUUAGACCCCAAGAUAUGAAUUUUAUCGAAAAACUGCUCGAUUACGGUUUAGGUCCAAAUGCCACAAAUAUAAUAGGAAACAACUGCCUCCACAUCAUUGCUGCAUCUCGCACAUGCUCUAUCGAAAAGGUCCUGUUUCUGGCGAGGAAAUUCAUACACAGAGGUGUUGAUAUCGACCGUAAGAAUACAUCAAUCGGUGAGACACCCUUACAAAUAGCAUCCCGUACAGGAAAGACGGUUUUGGUCGAUCUUCUUCUUCGUGAGGGGGCGGCAAUAGACGUGAGGAGCAACAUUGGAUUGACUGCUUUCGAGCAAUUGUUCGUGGAAAAUCAUCCAAUGACGGCCAUCAUCACCACCUUCAUUAAACACAUCGCUCUUAGAAAACACCGUGGGGAAAAUGUUGAAGACAGUAUUUUUAGGAAAAUUGCCUCCGAUGUGAAACUACAAAUCAUAUAUCGCUAUUACGACGAAGAUUUGGAGUAUCUGAAAUCCAUAAAUAUAGUUGAAACACACUGGGUGGAAAUGUACCCAAGCUUGAAAUCACUCGUUGUUGGAGGUGAAUUGGACCCUCUCACAACACUGGAGGUGGAUGUGGACAUUCACUGUGUGCCAGAAUAUUGUUCGGAGUUGGGAACGUAA